AACAACAAUGAGGACAACCCCAGCUGCGCUGGCAUCGAGGGUGUGCUGGAGUCCUACCUCCAGAGUCUACGCACCGUCCAGCUCUACGGUCCCACCAACUUCGCCCCUGUCAUCAACCAGGCUUCUGCCUUGCCCAUGUCCAUCAUCAUCGUGGGAGUGGGUCCAGCUGAGUUUGAGGCCAUGGAGGAGCUGGAUGGUGACGAGGUACGGGUGUCUUCCCGGGGCCGCUAUGCCGAGAGGGACAUUGUACAGUUUGUGCCGUUUCGGGAUUACGUGGACGACUCGGGAAACCAGGUGCUGAGCAUGGCGCGCCUGGCCAAGGACGUGCUGGCCGAGAUCCCCGAGCAGCUCCUCUCCUACAUGAAGACCCGUGACAUCAAGCCU
Antrostomus carolinensis (chuck-will's-widow) is the source of this 384-nucleotide messenger RNA. RefSeq names its product copine-9-like. Gene Ontology annotation, biological process: cellular response to calcium ion. NCBI's taxonomy places the organism in Eukaryota, Metazoa, Chordata, Aves, Caprimulgiformes, Caprimulgidae. The transcript is spliced from 4 exons. The record is from RefSeq and is a predicted model, not a curated record. Gene Ontology annotation, cellular component: plasma membrane. The annotation marks the transcript as partial. Gene Ontology annotation, molecular function: calcium-dependent phospholipid binding.